Molecule: messenger RNA, 2232 nt
Organism: Ciona intestinalis (vase tunicate)
Lineage: Eukaryota; Metazoa; Chordata; Ascidiacea; Phlebobranchia; Cionidae
Source: RefSeq, a predicted model, not a curated record
AUGGACGAAGACCAGCCUGCAGCCAAAAUUCAAAAUGUGAAUGAAUUUUCGAAGCAAUGUCUUGGUUCAUUGAUGCAGUUCAUUAAAUCAAGCCAUGGCCUCCCAUCUGCAGGAGAUGAUCAUGAAUUCUACACAAGUUUUGCUGUUUUGAAAUCUAAAGCAGAAUCUGUUAUUUUAGACAACUUAAGUGAAAAUGAAGGCAAUUCACUCGCUAUAUCCAACCUUAUACAACAAGUACGACAUUCUAAAGCUGGAGACUUAGCAAUAUAUGAUCAUCCGUAUAAAUAUGAACUUCAACAUUUUAAACCUUUGUCCUCACAACUGGAAAAACCAACCCCUGUCAAGUAUGGCCCAAUAGAUCCAGAUUCCUGUAUAUUUGUUGAUCAAGUAAAUGCACUACAUAAGUUAAUGGAUGAACUGAAGGAAGCAUCAGAGAUAGCUGUUGAUUUGGAAGCUCAUUCAUAUCGUUCGUAUCAAGGAAUAACUUGCUUGAUGCAGUUGUCCACACGAACGAAAGACUACAUUGUUGACACAAUUGCAUUAAGAGCGGAAUUGAAUAUUUUGAACCAAGUUUUUGCAAAUCCUAACAUCAUUAAAGUUUUCCAUGGAGCGGACUCGGAUAUUAUUUGGUUACAACGUGACUUUGGGAUUUAUGUUGUAAAUCUAUUCGAUACGGGUCAAGCAGCAAGAGCAUUAGGCCUUCAAAGACAUUCUCUUGAUUAUCUUCUUACACAUUAUUGCAAUGUACAAGCUGAUAAAAAGUACCAGCUAGCUGAUUGGAGGAUUAGACCUUUACCUAAAGAGAUGCUUCUAUAUGCACAGGGAGACACUCAUUACCUGUUAUAUGUAUAUGACAUGAUGAGGUUGGAUCUCGUUAAAACUGGGGAUCCUGGGUUACUGCACAAAGUAAUUGAUAAAAGCCGUGAUAUCUGUUGUUUAAAAUAUGAAAAACCGAUCACUAAUGACACCUCUCAUCUUGUUCUGCUGGAAAAACAUAAAAGAAGGGGAGGAAAAAAAGAUUUCAGGCCGCAGCAAAUAGAAGCGCUGAGGUUGAUAUUUGCAUGGAGGGAUGGACUCGCUAGGCAGGAGGAUGAGAGUUGUGGGUAUGUGUUGCCCAACCAUAUGCUGCUGCAGAUAGCGGAGAUAUUACCACGUGAAGCACAAGGUGUUCUGGCUUGUUGUAACCCCAUCCCACCAUUGCUGCGCCAACAUGUGUUGGCUGUUCAUCAACUUGUAGUAGAAGCAAGAAAUAAGGUGUUUAAGUCAGAUAAUGGAGGGCUGGAGAAAGUUGAAACCAGGUUCCCAGCCCCAGCUAAGUUGGAAGAUGAUUAUUCAAACUUAUUGCACUGCCCACAUGAUUUAUCAUUUCAAUCACGCAUGGAAACUGAUUCAUCAAUGAAUAUGGAAAGUUCGGAAUCAAAGUAUUCGUUGGUUAAGAAUUCAAGCUUGUUGGGAAGUUUUAGUGAAGAUGGGAAUGUUUCAGAUGGCGACAAAUCAUUGAAUAUUGUGAGCACGCAAAGCGAGGUAGCGACUCCGGAGAUAAAACAAAAAGUUGAAAGGAUAAAUAAAGAGGGUUGGAAUCCUUUCCUUAUCUACAUGCCUACUGAUGAAGCAGAUGGGAAGGUAAAGAGAAGUUUGUCGGAAAGUGAUGCCAGUCAAAGACUUACCCUCAAAAAUAUGCUCUCGGGUAACUUUGUGUGGAAACUGAAGAAGCUUCCCGGACAGGAAGAGGAGAAAAAGGUCGUCAAAGAAGAGCCGAAGACGUUCGGGAAGAUCCUUGAUGUUCCAUCAGAUGCGUAUCAUGAUACUCAACGACAAACACAGGUUUUGAGGAAAUUGGUCAAACAACGUGGUGGUUUGAAUAAAGGUCUAAACACUCGGCAUUCUUCAAGUUUGCCGGAAACACCGGUUGGUUCGUUACGUGAGAGAGUAAGUGAGUUUGUGCCCGACCAUUACAAGGGUCGGAAACGAGGUGGCUAUCAUUCACCUCGUGGUAAGAAUGUACAAGCUAGCCCACAAAAGCGACCCUUCACCCCACACGAGUAUACGGACGGCGAUUAUAAGAAGUUCCAAAAGUCAAAACCAAGGGGUGAUUUUAGAAAACGGAAAUUUAAAAGAAACUAAUUUGUUUGGUUGUAUUGGGUAAAGACUGUAAACUUAUUAAUGCUGCUUAAUUGGUUUAUCUGCAUUGAAUUAUCUGGUUGCUUCUAAAUACAAAGAGAAACAGCGCGU